Molecule: messenger RNA, 4141 nt
Organism: Trichechus manatus latirostris (Florida manatee)
Lineage: Eukaryota; Metazoa; Chordata; Mammalia; Sirenia; Trichechidae
Gene: ZNF282
Product: zinc finger protein 282
Exons: 13
Coding region: 16-3129 (1037 amino acids)
Biological process (GO): regulation of DNA-templated transcription
Molecular function (GO): DNA-binding transcription repressor activity, RNA polymerase II-specific
Source: RefSeq, a predicted model, not a curated record
AACCGCGCUCCCAGGAUGCAGUUUGUGUCAACACGGCCGCAGCCUCAGCAGCUGGGCAUCCAGGGCCUGGGGCUGGACGGCGGCGGCUGGAGCUGGGCGCAGGCACUUCCCUCGGAGGAGGUGUGCCCGCCGGAGCCGGCGCUGCGCGCGGACAUGGCCGAGGGGAUACCCCCAAUGCAGGCUCAGGAGUGGGACAUGGACACGCGGCGGCCAGUGCCUUUCCAGUUCCCACCCUUCCCAGACCGGCCCCCCGUCUUCCCCGACCGCAUGAUGCGCGAGCCCCAGCUGCCCACCGCCGAGAUUUCCCUCUGGACCGUGGUGGCGGCCAUCCAAGCUGUGGAGAGGAAGGUGGAUGCCCAAGCCAGCCAGCUGCUAAACCUGGAGGGGCGCACGGGGACGGCCGAGAAGAAGCUGGCCGACUGCGAGAAGACGGCCGUGGAGUUUGGGAAUCACAUGGAGGGCAAAUGGGCCGUGCUGGGGACGCUGCUGCAGGAGUACGGGCUGCUGCAGCGGCGGCUGGAGAACAUGGAGAACCUGCUUCGCAACAGGAACUUCUGGGUCCUGCGGCUGCCCCCGGGGAGCAAGGGCGAGGUGCCCAAGGUUCCAGUGACCUUUGUCGACAUUGCCGUCUAUUUCUCGGAGGAUGAGUGGAAGAGCCUGGAUGGAUGGCAGAAGGAGCUCUACAACAACCUGAUCAAGGAAAACUACAAAACCCUGAUGUCCCUGGAUGCGGAGGACCCAGCCCCCAAACCAGAUGCUCCGCCCCAGGUCGAGCCAAGGGAAGAGCCGUGUGUGUGGGAGCAGCGAAAUCCCGAAGAGAGAGACAUCCCAAUGGAUCCGGACACAGGAGUGGAGCCCCUGAUGCCCGCACAGGAUGUGACCUCUCAGGUGAAGCGUGAAGAAGCCCUGAGCAUUCGGAACCAGCGGGGUGUGGAGGAGGCAGAGCCCCCCACAGAGCCCAUCGCCGACUCCCCGAUCUCUGCCCAGGACCUGUUGUCCCGGAUUAAGCAGGAGGACCACCAGUGUGUGUGGGACCAGCAGGAUUUGGUGGAGAGAGAUAUCCCAACGGACCCCAAUUCAGAGUCUCUGCUUUCAGCACAUGACAUUCUGUCAUGGAUCAAGCAGGAGGAGCAGCCGUUCCCAUGGGGCCCUCGCGACACAGUGGAGGGAGAGCUUGGGUUAGACUCCAGCACUGGUGACAGCCUGCUGAUGGUGAAGAACCCACCCCCGGCCCCGCCGCAGCCCCAGCCCCAGCCGCAGCCGCAACAGCCGAGCCUCCCCCCAGCCCCUGUGGCUGAGGGUGCGGGUGGCCCCCCGAGCCGGGGUGCGGGUGGGGGGCUAGAGGGCGGCUUCCCGGCGCUGCCGGGGGAAGGGCGCCGCGGGACGCACGCUGUGGAGCCAGGCGGCCGAGGCCGUCUUGGCCGGGAGGCCCCUGAUCCUAGAAUGCAUCGCGCGUCUCCCAGCAUGCACUUGCGUCAACACAGCGGCGGCGGCUUCCAGAGGGGUCCGGUGUGGCCCGGGAUACCAAGUAGCUCGGGUGUUGAGGGCGACAGUCACCAUGGCGGAGGCAGCGCCAGCGCGGGUAAGAGGCGCUUUUGCCCUGGCCGAGGGCGCGCCCGGCCCAGGGCGGGCUCCGUGUCCCGGACUCAGUGGGGGCUUGGUCCCCGGGGCUGGGCCGACGCCACUGGACACCUGCCCUGCUCCCGCGACCCCGACGCAACAGAAAAAAGCUCAUACCUGCAGACCACAGAGAUCUCACUCUGGACUGUGGUGGCUGCCGUCCAGGCCGUGGAGAAGAGGAUGGAGUCCCAGGCUGCCCGGCUACAGAGCCUGGAGGGACGGACAGGGACAGCUGAAAAAAAGCUGGCCGACUGCGAGAAGACGGCCGUAGAGUUCGGGAACCAGCUGGAGGGCAAGUGGGCCGUGCUGGGAACGCUGCUGCAGGAGUACGGGCUGCUGCAGCGGCGGCUGGAGAACAUGGAGAACCUGCUUCGCAGCAGGAACUUCUGGAUCCUGCGGCUGCCCCCGGGGAGCGAGGGCGAGGUGCCCAAGGUGUCCAGGUCGUUUGAGGAUGACGGAGUCUGUCUUUCAGAGCAGGAAUGGGAGAACCUGGAGGACUGGCAGAGGGAGCUUUACAGAAAUGUGAAGAGCAACUGCGAGACUCUGGUCUCUCUGAAGGUCCUUGGCCAGCCCGAUGGAGAAGCAGAGUUGGGUGCAGAGAUGCUGGGUGGCUUGGAGGAGGAAGGCCCUGGCCGUGCCCACCCAGCAGACAGGGGCAUGAUCAAACAGGAGGUACAGUACCAGCAGGAAGGCUUUGAGGAGCUUUCCAGAGAGUUCCCGGGCACAGCCGAAGAGGAGGCUCUCCUGAGCCCAGCGCAGGCGGCGCUCUGGGAUAAUCAGGGCAGCUCUGUCUUCACGGAGUCGGGCCCCAGGGGCUUGGAUCCAGGGGGGCCCAUCGAGAGCAGUGGAGACCUCAGCAGUGGCAGGAGUCUGGGUGGCCGCCAGAAGCAGGCAUCCAGUAGGCAGGUGCGACUGUGUCGGGAGCGGGGGCCGGGCCUGCCGCUUCAGAGGGACACCGCAGGCCCCUACGGGUGUUCUGAGUGCGGGGUCGACUUCCGUGGCAAGCAGCAACUGGCCGUGCACCAGCAGAUCCACUCGGGGUGGGCGUCUCAUGCAGACCCAGAGCCCACGGAGGACCUUCCGCCCAGGCCGAGACUCAAGCCCCAGGCCAAGAAGGCCAGGCUGCACCAGUGUGAUGUGUGCUCACGGAGCUUCGGUUGUAAGGUGAGCCUGGCAACCCACCAGCGCUGCCACCUGCAGGAGGGCCCCCGGGCCGACCCACGCACCCAGGAGAGGUUCUCACCCAACAGCCUUGUCGCCCUGCCCGGCCACAUCCCCUGGAGGAAAAGCCGGAGCACCCUCAUCUGUGGCUACUGUGGCAAAAGCUUCAGCCACCCGUCCGACCUGGUGCGGCACCAGCGCAUCCACACGGGCGAGCGGCCCUACAGCUGCCCUGAGUGCAGCAAGAGCUUCGUACAGAAGCAGCACCUCCUGCAGCACCAGAAGAUCCACCAGCGCAAGCGGGGUGGGCCGGCCCUUGAGCCUGGGAGGCCCAAAGGCCUGCUUUAAGGGGGCCAGCCCCUCGCCAUCCGGGGGGCGGGGGGCGCAGCACUGGUCUCCCUGCAGAACCACUGCAGAGGCAGGUACUGGGCUCACUCCAAGGGGAGGCGGGCAGGCAGGCCCAGUCUCCAGUGGUUUGCCUUUCUCUGACCAGGUCACAGGUGGGCCCAGCAGCUCUCCUGAAGCCACGUGGGGCAGAGGUAUCUGGGGCCAGGCCUCUGCCACCUCUUCACCUGUGCUGUCUCCCACCUGUGCUGUUACUCGGGCAGUGGAGGUGGCUCUCCUGAGGUCCCCUUCGGGGGCCAGGAAGCCAGGCCCAGCGUGUCUUCCUGUUGGGGUUGGGUGGGGCCAGAGGUGGAGCAGGGUAUGGAAGAGCUCUGGGAGGCACAGCCUCCUUCCCUCCUUGUGUUCAUCAUGCGUAGAAGUCACUGUUGGUGAACUGCUUAUCCUGCUCUGAAGAACCUUUGGAAUCGGAUUUUUAUUGAUUUAAAAGAAUACAGGCCAACACUUGUUUUUUAAAUUUCGAGGGUUGUUGAAGUCGUUCCUGACAUGGGGACUGGGCCUGCCCUCUAGGAGGGAAUAGUUAUGGGGCUCCUGGAGCUCACACGUAGGUCAGGGAUCAGGGGACAGCAUGCUGGGUGCCUCUUGGGGGCACUAGGCACUCUUCACGGGGGCUCCUCAUCUUAAAAGACCAGGAGGAGGAGAGGAGGAGGCUAGCGCACACCACCCUGCCAAGAGUGAACGCUCCGGUGCGACCUCUGCUCUGGUUCUGGGCUCGGGCUUCUCACUGCACGUCUCUUCCAGCCCCGUCCUGCGCGAGGCCCUGUGGCCUCGGGGGUGGAAGCCUGCUUUGUUCCCUAAGGUUGUUCAGAUUGGCUGAGCUUGUUCAGACUGCACCAGUUAUUUGAGAUUGUUCCAAUUACACAGUUUCCAAGAUGGUGGAGAAAAGGCACAUGGCUGCUCGUCUCAGGAGUAUGAAUGGGAGUGGGCUCCUGGGCCACAGUGAAUGUCCCUGAUGAUU